Messenger RNA from Perognathus longimembris pacificus (Pacific pocket mouse), 683 nucleotides. RefSeq names its product eukaryotic translation initiation factor 4E-like. The record is from RefSeq and is a predicted model, not a curated record. Gene Ontology annotation, molecular function: RNA 7-methylguanosine cap binding; translation initiation factor activity. Gene Ontology annotation, biological process: translational initiation. Lineage: Eukaryota; Metazoa; Chordata; Mammalia; Rodentia; Heteromyidae. Gene Ontology annotation, cellular component: eukaryotic translation initiation factor 4F complex; cytoplasm.
CAAUCUAAGAUGGCGACUGUGGAACCGGAAACCACUCCUACUCCUAAUCCCCCACCUACAGAAACGGAGAAAACAGAAUCUAAUCAGGAGGUUGCUAACCCAGAACACUAUAUUAAACAUACUCUACAGAACAGAUGGGCACUGUGGUUUUUUAAAAAUGAUAAAAGCAAAACUUCAAACCUUCGACUGAUCUCCAAGUUUGAUACUGUCGAAGAUUUUUGGGCUCUGUACAACCAUAUCCAGUUGUCCAGUAAUUUAAAGCCUGGAUGUGACUACUCACUUUUUAAGGAUGGUAUUGAGCCUAUGUGGGAAGAUGAGAAAAAUAAACGGGGAGGACGAUGGCUAAUUACAUUGACCAAACAGCAGAGACGAAGUGACCUCGAUCACUUUUGGCUAGAGACACUGCUGUGCCUUAUUGGAGAAUCUUUCGAUGACUACAGUGAUGAUGUUUGUGGAGCUGUUGUUAACGUUAGAGCUAAAGGCAAUAAGAUAGCAAUAUGGACUACUGAAUGUGAAAAGAGAGAGGCUGUUACACACAUAGGGAGGGUAUACAAGGAAAGAUUAGGACUUCCUCCAAAGAUAGUGAUUGGUUAUCAGUCCCAUGCAGACACAGCUACUAAGAGCGGCUCCACCACUAAAAAUAGGUUUGUUGUUUAAGAAGACACCUUCUGAUUGUUCUCAUA